UAACUUGUGCUUUUCAGUUUGCUUCUUUAUGAUUUAUUUAAAACAUAAGAGGAAUUACAAAUGAAUGCACUGCAUUGAAUCGUGCCCCAGCACGCAGGCUUUUUUUAAUCUAAGGAGGGAGGAAACUGUACUAAACACUGCCGUGCUCAGGGAAACAACUGCAAACCAGGAAGAGCAUGACACAAAACGACAAAAAUGAUAUAACGCUUUAAAAAUAUAUGGAAAAAACAAUAUUGCAUGUGCGUUUUCGUUUUUAAAAAGAUUCGCCGAUUAAAACAGCUGGAGUUGACCGUAGACGAAGGAAGCAGCAUGAUAAAGCGUGAUGGUAUUUUGGACCCGGGAGAAAGUUGAAACUGCAAAUGAGCUCCAACAGUGCACGUGACUCCCUUCCCAAAGAAUCCACCAUGCCUAUCGAACUGGCCAUGCCGCUUUAUCUGUCAAGCGAUGAGUUCCUGAAUCCAAGGGCAUCUAAAUACAGCAGACCCUUGCGGCCAUGUCUAAACCAGUGUCAAAGCUCCAAACUUAGUUUUAGCUCUCUUAAGGAGCAGUCCGAAUUCAAUGGGGUCAGCGGAGCCUUGAUGAUACCUGGCAGGGCCAAAAAACAGGUAUCUUUUGCUGAUCACAAAGGCCUCUCUCUGACAGUGGUGAAGAUCUUUUCUGAAUUUGAUGACCCCAUUGACAUCCCAGACAACAUCGCUAAUUUUUUUACCUCUUCGCUGACUGUAUCAGAAGGGAAGGACAAGUUAACCCUCGAUUUUGACCAGCCGUCUGCUGAUUACUUGAAAUUCCGUCAACGAAUAGAGAAUGAUCACGUCUGUCUCGAACACUGCAUGCUUAAGGAGAAAUCUAUAAUGGGCACAGUCAAAGUCAAGAACAUUUCCUUUGAGAAGUCCGUUAAGCUUCGCAUUACAUUUGACACUUGGAAGAACCACACAGAUGUACAAUGCCAGUACGUAAAAGACACUUACACCGCCUCAAACCGGGACACUUUUUCGUUUGAAGCUAGUUUGCCUGAACAGGUGCCAUCACAUGAACGCAUUGAGUUCGCUAUUUGCUAUGAGGUCAAUGGUGAUACACUCUGGGAUAACAACCAAGGAAAGAAUUACAGAAUCAUUCAGUCAGCACUGAGGAAGAGUUCAAAUGAAUCUAACGGUGGGCAUCAGCAAUAUUCCCUGAGCGAUUGGGACAUUCAUUUUGACCGAUAUGGCAGCCCCAGAUGCUCCCGUGGAAUCUUUCCCCAUUGGCCAAGCUAUGUUGGAUAUGAAGAUAUCGGCCCGUAUUAUUAAGUAUCUACUUUUGGCGUAGUCUAUCAUGCGCGCUUAUCCAUAAGACAUUGUGAUGAAUGCCUCUUCAAAAUGCCACUUUAAAAAAUACAGCAGGUUUGAUGAUCUAAUCCAAGAGCUUGUCGGACUCUGAAGCCAUAUGGACUCAUGAGAUAUUUAUUGUUGAUAAUGGAUUACAUUGCGCAACAAAAUAAGUCAUGUUUUUAAAAUACUGUUCCUGGUGCGAUACGAAUGUAAUUAUGCAGGUGAAUUUGUUUAUUUCUAGUGCCUGUCAAAUGCUAGUUUUUGCGCAGGGUUGUGUAAAUAUUUGGGUUUGCGUUGACCUGUAAAAAUAAUACAAUGUUAAAUAAUGUAAGUGUCAGUGAAUCUGCAGGCCAGUAUAUUUGCUUUAAAUCAUGAAGAAAAAUUAAUUGACAUGUUUGAUUAUUUUUUUUUUCUGAGAAUGACGAAUUCCACAAGGCAGCAUCACUCAACGAACAAAAAAAAAGAAAGAAGAAAUGUGUUAUUUCCCUAAAUAAUGUGAGAUUAGAGAUGAACUCAGUUUACAUACAUGGAUGCAAAUUCUUUCAUAUAUAUAUUUUUAAAUGUACAACUCUAAAGGUAUUUACAUUUUUGUAUUUUAAUUGACUAUGGUUUAUUCUCACUGUAAUUGACUGCACAACAGGAUAUUGAUAUUAGUGAUUGUUAAUGUGUAUUAUGAUGACAUUUGUUCUUGGUAAUGUAUGCACUUUAAUUUCUUGCAGUGUUUAAUUUCUUGUCACUCAUUUUAAAUUGUGAAUGCAGGUUUGACAGAACCACUUGAAAAAUGUUGUAAAAAAUGUUCUCUCAACGGUAUUCGGUAUGUUCAAAUGUUGUGCAUUUUAAUGCAAUGUUUUAAAUGUUCAUAGUCAUUGAAAAUUUCAAAUAAAGUAUUAGCAGAUAAAAGAAUUGAUUUGUCUG
Danio aesculapii is the source of this 2222-nucleotide messenger RNA. It is a transcript of the gene ppp1r3b, whose product is annotated as protein phosphatase 1, regulatory subunit 3B. Gene Ontology annotation, biological process: regulation of glycogen biosynthetic process. The record is from RefSeq and is a predicted model, not a curated record. Bases 360 to 1286 code for a protein of 308 amino acids. Lineage: Eukaryota; Metazoa; Chordata; Actinopteri; Cypriniformes; Danionidae. Gene Ontology annotation, molecular function: glycogen binding; protein phosphatase 1 binding. The transcript is spliced from 2 exons. Gene Ontology annotation, cellular component: protein phosphatase type 1 complex.